AUGGCAUCUCACGCUCCCACACCCCUUGCUCUAUCCUCACUUUCAGCGGUACCUUCGGUUCACUCUGAUCUCGAUACAUUUAAGACGGAGUAUCACCCAAAAUCUGGUCGUGCAACCUCCAUCGAGACUUUCUCUAUGUUCGGACGCAACCAAGAUCAGCAGCCGCCUAUCGUUGACGAAGAACCUUGGCAGCCAUUCAGCUGUCGUGCAGACUUUGAAUUUGCCGAACUUGCACACAAUGCUGCCCUUAACAAGGACCACACAGAUGCGCUAUUACAACUCAUCUGGAGAAUCGUUGAUGGUCACGCAAACAUUACCUUCAAGUCCCACCGCGAUGUUUCUGUAGCCUGGGAUAGGGCGGCUGGCCAGAUGACACCUUUCGAGAAGCAUACUAUCACGACCCGGCAUAAACGGGAAGACCUCGCGUUUCAUGUAUAUACACGCCCAUUGUGGGACUGGGCUUUGGACUUAUUACAGGACCCAUUGCUGGCGCCGCACUUCGUUUGGGAUGCGCAGCGGGUAUAUAAACACGAUGGGACACGUUACGAGCGCUUUUACCAUGAACCUUGGACUGCGGAUCGCUGGUGGAAUGUCCAAUCAUCUUUACCUGAAAACGCCGUCCCUUUCGCAUUUAUUCUGUAUGCAGACAAGACGCACCUCUCUUCCGCUGGUACAGUCAAAGCUUAUCCGGUCUUCGCUCGUUGUGGAAACUUGCCCGUUGACAUUAGAAACACUGACGGGCUUGGUGGUGGGCGGAUGGUCGGUUGGUUACCAAUAGUUCCCGACGAUUCUGAAGAGGACGGCAAGCUGUCGUACGUGAACCUCAAACGUGUUGUAUGGCAUGAAGGGUUUUUUAAGCUGCUCGAAACCAUUAUACUCUACGCCAAGACAGGGUAUGCGCAUCUCUUCAACGAUAGAUGUGUCAUGGCACUGAUACGGGGGACGAAUUGUCAUUGCCCAUGUCCUAUUUGCCUUGUCCCAUCCGAUAAGCUGUACGACAAUGCUUCAACUUAUCCAAUCCGAACGCCCAAAGACGCACAAGCUUGCGUAGAACUAUGGAAUAGGGACAAAACGGCUGGAGAAGAGGCAUUGAAAAAACGGGGCCUUCGGCCAAAUGUCUUUUGGUGGCUCCCAAAUUCCAACCCACACGAAACGAUCUCGCAGGACCACCUUCACGUGUAUCAUAUAGGGGAAUGGGGGAAACAUUUAUUUGGUGAGCUUAAACGACAUGCAGCGGCUCUGGGACGUGGUGCUGAGAAAAAGAUUGAUGACCAAUUUGCUACCUUCACACGAUGGCGCAAUUUGAAUCAUUUCGAUCGAGUUACUAACAUUACCUACAGCGACGGUAAUAAACUUAGGGACAUUUCUAAGCAAAUUUUAUAUACCACCCAGAAUGUACUGACGCGCACGGAUGAUGAAGCUGGCUAUGCACUUUUACGGUGCAUAGCGAGUUAUCUCCAUAUCGACAUGUAUGUAUCUCUCGAUGUGCACACAGAGAGCACAAUCAAAGCAGGAAAAGCCGAGGUUUUGGAAUUUCAGACGCAUUUAGAAGUAUAUACGAUUAAGAACUGGAAUUUCCCCAAAAUGCACGCCUCAAAGCACAUAUUUGACGACAUCAUAGCGAAAGGUGCCGCUCGCAACUUCAGUACUCGACCAAAUGAAAAGCAGCAUGGACCAAUCAAGCGUUGGUAUCUACGGCAGACUAAUCGUAAGGACAUUGCUAAUCAGAUUAUCGAACUCGAUCAUAAGAGCUUUGUUGCCGAAUUUGUUCGCAGCCGUAUCGACUAUCUUGACGAGGAACGACACAAACUUACACUCUCACGGGAAGAACUCGAGGAAAACGACAACGACAAUGAGCCAUUUGAAGCUCACCUGCAUAUCGGUUCGCCCUUGAGGAAUCUUACCAGCCUAGCACAGGUAGAGGAAGAACACAGGUCAAAUCGCGCCUUCGACCAGUUCAGGAAGAAGCUCACAACAUUUUUGAAUCACUUCCUACCCUCCCACCACAUACCAUUACCAGACGGAAUAAUGUGGUUGAAACUUUCAGCGCAAGACCUGAUACAUGAACAUCGCUAUCUCAAAGUCCAAUAUGAGUCGACUGCUACCUGGAAGUUAACCACCGACUAUCUGCGAUGCAGUCCAAGUUUUCAUGGCCAUGAGCGUCGUGACUGCGCUCUAAUCCACACACAGGACAAGGAUGGCUGCGAUAAAAAUAUCUUUGUUAAAUUAUUAUUCAUGUUCAAGCACAUUGUCGGCAACCGCACCUUAGAUCUCGCUUUGGUUCUUCCCAUGGACGCUUCACCACGUCGGCGCCUCCUAGAUCGAGACCUGCGACUCACUCGUCUGCGUGCACGGCCCGCAGCUUCAUCUGAAUUCAUCACCCUUCAUUCAAUUAUUCGUGGUGCUUUGCUUGUCCCAGAUUUUGACAACAAUGGGGAUUAUUUUCUUGUUGACUACAUCGAUACUGACAUGUUUCUUCGCGUCCAAAGGAAACUUAUAUAA
Suillus plorans is the source of this 2502-nucleotide messenger RNA. RefSeq lists its product as uncharacterized. The transcript has 11 exons. Lineage: Eukaryota; Fungi; Basidiomycota; Agaricomycetes; Boletales; Suillaceae. The record is from RefSeq and is a predicted model, not a curated record. The coding region runs from base 1 to 2502 and encodes 833 amino acids.